AAAAUAACGAUACUGCCCAACCGGUUGAACGGAAACGAGCUGAGCAGAUGCGGUAGAGCAAUUGCGGAUCAAUCACCCAAAGCUUGGGGAAGGCAAGAGACUUCCGGAAUUUCCUGGAUAAGUAUAAAAUGUGGAGCUGCCAGUCGGACACAAGCAUUCUGCAAGCUGCAUCAAUUCAAAAUGAGGCUGCAUCUCAUACCACUGGUUGGACUCCUGGCACUGAUUAUGGCCCAAUCUCAAGUACUCCUCCCGGGAUUUCGCGUGCGACAGGUUCCUGUGCUCGACAUGGGCAAGAUCCGAGUGGUGCAGUACCUGGACGCGGCCUCCACAGUCACUCCAGAGCUGGUAAAGGAUCAGUUCAGCAGGCGAUUCACUACGCUGGCCAAGCCCUUGGUCAGUGGUGCUGCUCCCCAAACCAGCCUCCCAAACUUGUAAUUUAUUAUGAUUGCCUAAGAGUCAAUUUGAUAAGCGAAUAUAUAAAUAU
This is a messenger RNA of Drosophila mauritiana, 484 nucleotides long. RefSeq lists its product as uncharacterized. Bases 181 to 435 code for a protein of 84 amino acids. The record is from RefSeq and is a predicted model, not a curated record. Lineage: Eukaryota; Metazoa; Arthropoda; Insecta; Diptera; Drosophilidae. The transcript has a single exon.